UACAACGGGUGCUUAGGACUGCGGGGCAGGCGGGAGCGCGCUGGAGCGCGCGCGCGCGGGUGCCGGGUCCCGGGGGAAGCCACAGAGCGCGGGACCCGGAACCCGCACACUCUGCUCGGUGGCCGGCGGCGCGCGCGAGGGCGGAGGUGGCUCGUGCCUGUGUGUGUGAGCGCGCGCGUGUGGAAUCUGGGCGCCGGGCACUGGUCCCGCUGCCUUCCACACCCCGCCUGCUUCCCGGCUCCUUUCUCCAUCCCUUCCGCACCUCGGGCGGAGGCGUACUGAGUGAGGACCGCGGGGCACCAGUGCAGGAGGCGUGCGGGGCCGCUUGGAGACAAAGGGGGCGCGGGGGUGAGCCCGCCAUGGCCUCCCGGAGCCUGGGGGGUCUGAGCGGGAGCCGCGGCGGCAUCAAGAAGAACCUCAGUGCCCGCAACGCGGCGGUGGAGAGGAGGAACCUCAUCACUGUGUGCAGGUUUUCUGUGAAGACCCUGAUUGAUCGGUCUUGCUUUGAAACAAUUGAUGAUUCUUCUCCUGAAUUUAACAAUUUUGCAGCUGUUUUAGAGCAAAUUCUAAGUCACCGGCUAAAAGGUCAAGUAACCUGGUUUGGUUAUGAGAGCCCUCGUAGCUUCUGGGACUAUAUCAGAGUGGCUUGCCGGAAAGUUUCACAGAAUUGUAUCUGCAGCAUUGAAAAUAUGGAAAAUGUCAGUUCCUCUAGAGCUAAGGGUAGAGCCUGGAUCAGAGUAGCCCUCAUGGAAAAACAUUUAUCUGAAUAUAUCUCUACAGCUUUGAGAGACUUCAAAACAACCAGGAGAUUUUAUGAAGAUGGAGCUAUUGUCCUGGGUGAAGAAGCAAAUAUGCUUGCUGGCAUGCUGCUUGGACUCAAUGCAAUUGAUUUCAGCUUCUGCCUAAAGGGAGAAGGAUUGGAUGGCACCUUCCCUGCUGUGAUAGACUAUACACCAUAUUUGAAGUUUGAACAAAGUUCUGAUAGUAUUAGCAGUGAUGAAGAGGAGCUCAGGACCUUUGGAAGCAGUGACAGUGAAAGCAGCACUCCAGAGAAUGUGGGACCACCUCUCAUCAUGGAUGAGAACAGCUGGUUUAACAAGUGCAAGAGAGUAAAACAAAAGUACCAACUUACUCUUGAACAGAAGGGUUAUCUUGAAGAACUCUUAUGUCUUCGUGAGAACCAGCUUUCUGAAUCUGUCUCUCAGAAUAAAAUAUUGCUUCAAAGGAUUGAAGAUUCUGAUCUGGCCCAUAAGUUGGAGAAAGAACAAUUAGAAUAUAUCAUUGUGGAGCUUCAAGAUCAGCUGACUGUGCUAAAGAAUAAUGAUUUAAGAUCAAGACAAGAGUUAACUGCCCACCUCACCAACCAGUGGCCUUCCCCAGGAGCUCUGGAUGUCAAUGCUGUUGCCUUGGAUACGUUGCUAUACCGAAAACACAAUAAACAGUGGUAUAACAAAAGUUACCAAAGCCUUGACCAGUUAUCAGCAGAAGUUAGCCUUUCUCAGACAUCCUUGGAUCCAAGCCACUCACAAGAAGGAGAUGGAAAGCAAGACACAUUAAAUCUAAUCAGUGAAGGUAAAGAAGAUACCCCUUCAUUACUUGGUCUCUGUGGAUCACUAACAUCAGUGGCAAGCUAUAAGUCUCUAACAAGUCUAAAAUCUAAUGACUACCUUGCAAGUCCUACAACAGAAAUGACAAGUCCAGGCCUGACUCCAUCCUGAAAAAUUUUAUGUAAAAGCCAAAAGUUUCUAUAUUGUAAAUAUUAACUUUACAUAAGUUUGACUGCUGGGGAGACCUUUGAAAUUUUAUAUUAUUCUGGUACAUGCCUGGAAUUCUGUUGUUUAGAGAGAUCAGUUCGGUCCAUGUAAACUUCUGAGGAGAAAACACAGUAGUCCUGCUAUUUUUCUUUUUAAAAAUCUUACAUUUAUCACUGAGGAAGUUUAAAAUUGAGUAGGCUUUUAAAAAGCAUUUAAAGAUUGUCUGAAUUCAAACUGUACAUAGUUGUUACUCAACUAAUUUUUAUAUAUCUGUUUACAUGUGUCUUAGUGGCCAGAGACUUAAGGUUUUAUUCCAGAGACUUAUGCUUGUUGUUUUCUUUCACUCAUUUAUUUAAGGGUUAAAUUUUUACACAAAAAAAAGACAGCAUGUUAAUUUCAUUAACUUUUUCCUAAGUUUAGAUGUUUACAUGACAUGUUAGCACAGGGGAAGAUGCUCAGCUUCACAGGGGCUUUUUAAAGUUUUUCUUUUAACAUUUAUCAUUUGGUAUUAACAUUUCAUAAAUUUUGUAGGAAUAUGUCUUUUUAGGCAGAUAUAUAGGAAAAGUAUUUUAUAUAUAAGAAAAUGAAUAGGUUUCUUAGAUUUGUUUUCCCCAGAUUUUCUUUAAAAAUUGUUGAUUUUAAAAUGUGAUCAGGUAUGCCUGAAAAGUUGGAAAUAUUUCAGAAUACAGAACAAAUGCUUGAAUGCCAGGAUGAGUUUCAAGUUCAGUGAAGGAUCUGAAAAGCUUUUAAAUAAAGAUCACUAAAAUUACCAGCAUAUUUAACCGUAAAUAUAGUUCCGAUAUACAGUGCUAUUUUUCCCUUGUGUGCAACAAUAAUUUAUAUCAUGUAUGUUUUACAGCCUUAUAUUAUACCAAAAUCUCAUUUUAAAACUGAUUUUCGUGUUUAAAAAAUUGUAUGCUGCUGUAGGAAAA
Nannospalax galili (Upper Galilee mountains blind mole rat) is the source of this 2686-nucleotide messenger RNA. RefSeq names its product RUN domain containing 3B (gene Rundc3b). The transcript is spliced from 11 exons. The coding region runs from base 360 to 1718 and encodes 452 amino acids. NCBI's taxonomy places the organism in Eukaryota, Metazoa, Chordata, Mammalia, Rodentia, Spalacidae. The record is from RefSeq and is a predicted model, not a curated record.